This is a messenger RNA of Panicum virgatum (switchgrass), 1306 nucleotides long. Its product is annotated as HVA22-like protein i. Lineage: Eukaryota; Viridiplantae; Streptophyta; Magnoliopsida; Poales; Poaceae. The transcript has 4 exons. The record is from RefSeq and is a predicted model, not a curated record. The coding region runs from base 821 to 1306 and encodes 161 amino acids.
UGAAAAAAGUUUGGGACUGCUUGAGUGCUGUUUGUACUGUAUGAAGCAGUACUGGUGUGCAGCCCCUUCGAAAUCCCUGUCGUCCAUUCCGACCUCAUUCUCCCUUGGCAUUUUUCUUUUGCAGGUUUUUUCUUUGUAAGGCACAAUCUUUUGCAUGUGACAACUAGCAAAAUUCUUUAGCCGAGUUUACUGUACCAAACAAGCACAGCCAUGCGUUGAUGGGCUCUCUUCCGCGCGGCGUUCCGCUGAAACCGUUUUCCGGGAGCCCAAUCCGGCAAUUCCCGAUGGCCCCGAUGGCGAUGGGUGAUGGCGCGAACGGACGCGGCGGUUCGGCUUGCUACUCCUUGGCAUCCCGCGCGAUACAACCGCUUCCCUGCAUGUGUUUAACUGCAAUACUGCAUGCGCCUCUUUCGGUUUGAGUUUAUGUUUAUCCCAGUUCUUGGAAUCCAAUCAGACUUCCCCCAAAAAAAGCGACUGCCAGAAUCCUUCUCCACAACCCAAUCAUCGGGAGUAUCUUCUGGCCGCACGGUUUGAAUUGCAUCCUCUCCUUUGAUUCCCUUUCAGUAGUCCUGCACGGCAAUCGAUUGCGCUAACAAAAAUUCGAGGGAAGUUUUUAGCACCACCUUGAAUUGUUCUGCGCAAGGUUUGAUCGUUUCCAUUUCCCUUUCAUCGCGAAUCUGGCCUGUUUCUACUUUCUGGGCAUCCCUCAUUGAUAGCCAGUCGUUGCAUCGUUCGCGUAUGCUAAUUCCCAGCGUCUGAACGCGCUAAAUCUUUGAACAGUCUGUUGCAGAGUCUCGUUCUUCCAAUUGUACAACUGAAGAUGGCGGUAUCAUUCAUCACCAAACUUCUAAUGUUGGUCCUAGGCUACGCCUACCCGGCGUACGACUGCUACAAGGCGCUGGAACUGAACACGCCGCAGAUGGAACAGCUGCGAUUCUGGUGCCAGUACUGGAUUCUGGUCGCGUUCCUGACGGCGCUCGAGAGGUUCGCCGACUGCGCGCUCUCGUGGCUGCCCAUGUACAGCGAGGCGAAGCUCGCGCUCGUCGUGUACCUCUGGCACCCAAGCACAACGGGCGCGGGGCGCGUCUACGACGACUUCCUCCGCCCGUUCCUGGCGGCGCACGAGGCGGACAUCGACCGCGGCCUCCUGGAGCUGAGGGCCCGCGCCGCGGACGCGACGGCGUCGCGCCUCCAGGCGGCCGUGGCGCUCGCGCGGGCGGGCCUGCUCGACGCCUUCCGCCGCGUUUCGUCGCGGCUGCAGCUGCCGGCGGCGACCGGAAGCCCCGACGGGCUGCUGCUGCAGUGA